GUUCAGAGCAGUUUGUCUCAGUCUUGCACUGUUUUGAGCCAGUGAUCUUCUCUCCUUGGAGCUUGUAUACUCAAGAAAGAGAAGAAAACGCAGAUUGGCAGAAUUCUUCAAAUUUGAUACUCAGCACUGUUAUGAUCUCUUUGUUACUGGAUGUUGAGUCUGGAUGUCGGAACCGGUACAGUGAAGUACGCUACUAUUAAGCUGAGGGACCAGCUUAAAACCAACAAAAUAACAACGGGCCUAAUGCAAUCGGGAAAUCUAGGUCUCCUCAAGUGAAAAGCAAACAACCUGUCCUUCUUCUGCCCUUUCCUGAAAUCUAAAUGUGAUGGCCGUGUUGCUCUUCCCUGUGCAGCUGCUGGCAGUGGCUGUCACCAUUUAUCUGGAGCUGGUGAAGUCUGCUCAAGGCGGUGUCUACUAUGGCAUCAAGCAGCUGCCACCCCAGGUGCCCCAGUACCAACCCCUCGGACAACAAGUACCUCACAUGCCUCUGGGCAAAGAAGGCAUCCCAAUGCAGCACAUGGGCAAGGAAGUACCCCACAUGCAGUACGGGAAAGAGUACCCUCAUCUGCCUCAGUACAUGAAGGAGGUCCCGCAGAUGCCUUUGCUCGGCAAGGAUAUGGCUCCCAAGAAAGAGAAAGAAAUACCCAUGCGCAGCCUGAGGGGCGAGCAAGGUCCCCCUGGUGAGCCUGGACCAAGAGGGCCACCGGGGCCACCAGGAUUACCGGGUCACGGUGUGCCAGGAGCCAAAGGAAAACCAGGCCCACAAGGAUAUCCAGGAAUUGGGAAGCCGGGUUUGCCAGGAAUGCCGGGGAAACCGGGGGUCAUGGGGCCCCCAGGGCCGAGAGGGGAGAUGGGGCCAAAGGGGGAGAUUGGGCCCAUGGGGAUACCUGGGCCACAGGGACCUCCAGGGCCUCACGGGCUUCCUGGCAUUGGGAAGGCGGGUCCUCCAGGGCUGCAGGGACAGCCAGGGCUGAAGGGUGAGCCCGGGAUGAAGGGGCCCCCAGGAGUCCCUGGGAUCCCAGGGCCGAAAGGGGAGAAGGGUGUCGGGAUCCCAGGUUUGCCAGGGCUGAAGGGGCCCCCCGGCCUGCCCGGCCCCCCGGGUCCCGUGGGGCUGCCAGGGGUGGGCAAGCCAGGCAUGGUUGGCUUUCCAGGCCCACAGGGACCCGCAGGCAAACCUGGGCCCCCGGGAGAGCUGGGGCUGCAGGGCCCCCCGGGAGCCCCGGGGAUCCAAGGCCCUCCUGGCCUGCCCGGUGUUGGCAAACCUGGCCAGGACGGCAUUCCUGGCCAGCCAGGCUUCCCAGGUGGCAAAGGGGAGCAGGGCCUGCCAGGCCUGCCAGGGCCUCCCGGCCUCCCCGGGGUUGGGAAGCCGGGCUUCCCCGGGCCCAAAGGGGAGCGUGGCGUAGGCGGCCUGCCCGGGCCCCUGGGGCCAAAGGGGGAGAAGGGGCACGUGGGGCCACCCGGCAUGGGGGGCCCACCGGGGGAGCCGGGCCAGCCAGGACUGCCGGGAAUCAUGGGCCCUCCCGGGGCGACUGGCUUCCCAGGACCCAAGGGAGAAGGCGGCGCUGCGGGGCCACCAGGACCCGUUGGCCCCAAAGGCGAGCCCGGCCUGCAGGGCUUUCCAGGAAAGCCAGGUUUUCCUGGGGAAGUGGGGGCUCCCGGGCUCCGGGGGCUGCCCGGCCCCACGGGGCCCAAGGGGGAAGCUGGGCACAAAGGCUUGCCAGGGCUGCCAGGCGUGCCAGGGCUUGUGGGGCCAAAGGGUGAGCCAGGGCUUCCCGGUGCCCAGGGGCUGCAGGGCCCCUCGGGCAUCCCAGGCAUCGCAGGACCCAGCGGUCCCAUUGGCCCCCCGGGUCUACCGGGGGCAAAGGGGGAACCCGGCCUCCCUGGACCUCCCGGCUUCCCUGGCGUGGGCAAACCCGGUGCCGCGGGGCUGCAGGGACCCCCGGGGAAGCCUGGGGCACUCGGUCCCCCUGGCCAGCCGGGACUUCAGGGGCCACCCGGUCCCCCUGGGCCGCCAGGCCCCCCAGUCAUCAUCCCACCCACUCCACCAGCCGUCGGACAGUAUCUGCCCGAGGUGGGGCCGGGGAUAGAUGGCAUCAAGUCACCCUACGGCUACAAGGGCAAGAAAGGCAAAGCUCCCGGUGUCGUCUACGAGAUGCCUGCAUUCACAGCAGAGCUCCUCACCCCCUUCCCCCGGGUUGGGGUGCCUGUGAAGUUCGACAAGCUCCUUUACAAUGGCCGACAGAACUACAACCCUCAGACAGGGAUCUUCACCUGCGAGAUCCCGGGCGUCUACUACUUCGCUUACCAUGUCCACUGUAAAGGGGCAAGUGUGUGGGUGGCACUGUUCAAGAACAACGAGCCACUGAUGUACACGUAUGACGAGUACAAGAAGGGCUUCCUGGACCAGGCUUCUGGCAGUGCUGUUGUCCAGCUAAUGCACGGAGACAAGGUUUACGUUCAGAUGCCAUCCGAGCAGGCGGCAGGACUCUAUGCCGGGCAGUACGUUCAUUCGUCUUUUUCAGGAUAUUUAUUGUAUCCCAUGUAAAACAAAAAACAAGACACACACAACACAAAAUUAAAACCUUUCUUCUCUGCUUCAAA
Molecule: messenger RNA, 2601 nt
Organism: Apus apus (common swift)
Lineage: Eukaryota; Metazoa; Chordata; Aves; Apodiformes; Apodidae
Gene: COL8A1
Product: collagen type VIII alpha 1 chain
Exons: 5
Coding region: 326-2545 (739 amino acids)
Molecular function (GO): protein binding
Source: RefSeq, a predicted model, not a curated record